Molecule: messenger RNA, 537 nt
Organism: Racocetra fulgida
Lineage: Eukaryota; Fungi; Glomeromycota; Glomeromycetes; Diversisporales; Gigasporaceae
Source: the annotation of a GenBank genome assembly
AUGGAUUCUCAAGAAGAAUAUAGCUCAAGCUUUCAAAAAAGUAUAUAUACUGAUGAAAGUGAUAGCGAAAAUAAUAGCAAUGAUACGUUCUCUACUACGAGCACGACAACUAAUACUAGUACUAAGAAAAAAAGAAACAAAGGCAGAAAAAGCUUUGUGUGGAAAUAUUUCAAAAAAAUUGGAAAUAAAGAUAUUUGUGAUGUUGAAAUAAAAAAAAAUGGCAAAGACCAAAAAUGUGGAACAGAAUAUACUCAUGAUGGUUCAACGUCGAAUAUGAUUGCUCACCUAAAAUCAGCGCAUAAUAUUGUGGACAGCAAAAAACUAAAACCCAAAGUACAAAAAAAUCGACAAACCACAAUAUCAGAGUCAAUUCAAUUAAAUACUCUAUAUAAAGACGAUAAACUAAAAGAAAUAAAUAGAGCAGUUAUUGAAUGGAUACUUAUUGAUAAUAAACCAUUAUCAGCACUAAGAAAAAAGGGAUUCUGCCACAUGAUAGCAAAAAUUGAUCCAAAAUUUCGUCUACCUUCUGAUAGAGUA